Molecule: messenger RNA, 2337 nt
Organism: Diabrotica virgifera virgifera (western corn rootworm)
Lineage: Eukaryota; Metazoa; Arthropoda; Insecta; Coleoptera; Chrysomelidae
Product: prestin-like
Exons: 13
Coding region: 51-2099 (682 amino acids)
Biological process (GO): transmembrane transport
Cellular component (GO): membrane
Molecular function (GO): bicarbonate transmembrane transporter activity; chloride transmembrane transporter activity; oxalate transmembrane transporter activity
Source: RefSeq, a predicted model, not a curated record
UUUCAUGUUUCAUUUCAUUAUUUCAUGCAUGCGAUAGUGUUUAAUUAGAAAUGAAAAAAACUUAUACUGUUCGAAAAAAUGCUGGAAAAGUUUCAACAGUCGUUAAUAGACCAGUUUAUGAACUAGAUACUUUAAAUAAAGAUUUUGAAUAUGAAAUGCCUCAUAAAACAAUUAAAGAAAGAUGUGUUGAAGCAUGGGAACGAAUGAAUUAUAUUGAAUGUCUGAAACGAACGUUCCCGAUAGUGGUUUGGAUACGGGAAUACCAUUGGAAGUAUGACCUUAUAGCUGAUACUAUUAGCGGUAUAACAAUGGCUGUUUUACAUAUUCCUCAGGGUAUGGGUUUUGCUAUGCUGGGAAAUGUACCACCGGUAAUUGGAAUAUACAUGGGAAUAUUUCCGGUUUUAAUAUACUUUAUUUUAGGCACCUCCAGACACGUCAAUCAAGGUACUUUUGCUGUUACAUGUCUUAUGACUGGAAAAGUAGUUAGUCACCAUGCUACCGUUCAUAUAAAAGAAGUUAAAGAUGCCUAUGAACCAGAAGAACCAGCAGAAUAUACAAAUAUUCAAAUUGGUGCAGCGGUUACUUUUGUUGUAGCUUUCAUGGAAAUAAUUAUGUACGUCUGCAGAUUUGGUGUAACUGCAUCACUGUUAUCAGAGAGUUUGGUUAGUGGUUUUACAUGUGGAGCUGCCUUUCACGUUGUUAAUUCCCAACUUAGAGACAUUCUGGGAGUUCCCAUUGAUAAACAUUUCGGUGCCUUCUCAAUUCCUUUGACAUUAUACGAUAUUGCUCGAAAUAUACAUAAAUCAAAUUAUAUUGCUGUAAUCAUGUCCAUAUUGACAUUUGCUGCAUUAAUACUAAACCACAUAUUUCUGAAGCGCCGAUGGAGAAAAUUAACAAGAAUUCCAUUGCCUAUAGAACUGAUUCUAAUUUUAUUGGGAAUAUUGGCUAUUGAUGUAAUUCAUUUGGAAAGAGAUUAUGAUGUUACAGUUGUCGGACGAAUACCAAAAGGUUUCCCAAAACCAUCAGUUCCACCAGUUUCUAUUAUGGGAUCAAUAAUUGUUGAUUGCAUAUUUAUAUCUUUGGUGUCUUAUAUAAGCAAUAUGUCGAUGGCUCUAAUAUUUUCAAGACAGUUUAUGUAUGAAAUUGAUGCAAAUCAAGAGUUAUUGGCAUUAGGUGCGAGCAAUGUCCUAGGAUCAUUUCUAUCAUGUUUGCCCAUGUGCGUAUCAUUGUCAAGAAGUGUAAUACAAGUUACAUCAGGUGGUGUUACUCAAAUAGUUUCGGUAGUAUCUGCCCUUCUUUUGAUUUUUGUUUUAUUAUGGUUUGCACCAUUUUUCGAAACGUUACCAAGGUGCGUAUUGGCCAGUAUUAUAGUUGAAUCACUAAAAGGAUUAAUAUUCCAAGUUGCUCACAUUCCAAGAUUUUGGCGACUAAGCAAAUGGGAUGCUAUGGUCUGGUUAGUUACCUUUUUGGUUACUUUUUUUAUUUCCAUUAUCUACGGAUUGAUGGCUGGAAUUAUUGCUGCAAUUUUCAGUCUAUUUAUGCAAGGAUAUCACACACAUACAUGUGUUUUGGGACUUGUGCCCAAUACGGACCUGUAUUUAGAUAUCGAGAGAUAUAAAACGGCACAAGAAAUUGCGGGAAUAAAAAUGUUUCACAUAUCUGGGGGUUUAAGCUUUUCGUCGAGAUUCUUUUUCAACGAUACACUUAUAAAAACAACAGGCAUCGAUCCAACCAAAAUUUUUAAACGAAAAUUAUGGCUCGAAAAACAUGGUCUUCCACCAGAAGAGCAAGAAUUUGAAUAUCAGUGGAUAGUCGUUGAUCUCACCAGAGUAACCUUUAUUGAUCCAUCUGCAGUAGAGUCGCUGAGAAGUUUGCAGGAAGAUUAUGCCAAGUUGGGUAUCACAAUAUUACUUGUAAUAAUUUCAGGUACUGUAUUUGAAACAUUUGUCAGAUGUGAUAAAGUGGAAAAGAAAGAACCAAUUUUCAUGAUUUUCCCAACAGUUCAUGAUGCAGUGCUUCAUGCUCUCGGAACUGGCAUACUUAACAGGCCCGCAACAGAACCGUUUAAACGAGAAGAGGAAGUUAAACUUGGCAGAUGAAUCCUACAUGUUUCUAUUGUUCAGUUAUGUGUAGAUAUAAAAUUAUUAUAAUUAAAUAAUAUAUAUCAAAAUAGAUAAAUUGUAAACUUCGUUCUAGUGCUUCGAACGGAAUUGACCUACUCUGUGUAGGUCAUUAGACAAUAUAAUCAUUUAAAUAAUUUUUUACACCCUUGCCUUAAUUUUGCGGUGAGUUAAUGUCUUUAUGAAAAAAAAAACAAAUAAUAGAGAAAAAUAAAUA